GUGGUGGCGAUGGAGAUCCACAAACAGGUGCUUCGGGAGAUGAUCACUUUCAAGAUUGUCACCGACAUCAGCCUCGGCGACAAGAGUUGGCGAUGCCGCAAGCUGACCCGAGAGCAAAGCCUGACAGGUGAGGCCCCGAAUGGCCCCGGCAGCCCGGCGCCCUCGACGGCGCCCCCGACGGAGCCACCACAGAAAGUGCAGAGAUCCGAGGCAACAGGGAACGACCAGGAUCGAGAAGCGGACUGCGACGAGGACGUGGAGCAGGGCGAUUUUUCUGAGGAGGUUGAGCAGGAUGACGGUGAUGAUCUGUGA
This is a messenger RNA of Symbiodinium necroappetens, 312 nucleotides long. NCBI's taxonomy places the organism in Eukaryota, Dinophyceae, Suessiales, Symbiodiniaceae. The record is from the annotation of a GenBank genome assembly.